GAUGCAGUUGGCAAAAUACCUAUUCGAAUGUCAUUCUGAAGAUCACCAAUGAUGUAUUAGGUGGUAAUUGAAAUUACUCGAAGGAAGUGAGCAACGUUGCAAGUGUCUGCCUAGUUUUUUUCUUUCGAUUUUCGAAUAGAAAGUUAGCCAGUACUAGUUUCUUUGAGAAUCGUUUCUGAUUCGAUGUUCUGUGAUUUAGUCAAUUGUGAAUGAAAAAUGCCUAUUUUAUUUUCAAGUUACAUGAUUUUAUUCAUCUUUGUUGCAUCUAUCAAAAGUGAAGAUGAAGAAGCUUUAAUUUUUGACAGGUAUAACAGCGCGCUUUUCGAAUUACCGAACCCGGUUCCAAAAAAAGCCAGAGGUACUGGUGCUUGGGCCACUGCCUGUCCUGCUCCACAAUCCGCUGCUGGUAAUUUAAUGAAAAAUGCUUUGAUCGUGCAACAAAUCAACGAAGAAGGCGAUCAACUGUCCGAAGUGAAAAUUAAUAUAUGCAAAGAAUCUUAUAAACCUUCCUUGGUAUUCGAUCCUGAACAUGUGAAUUUUCAUUUUGGUUACGCGAUUUACUAUAAAUUGAGAGAUAGCGAUUAUUUUCAUUACUUUAAUCGGAAAAAAUUCAUGACACCUGAAGAAGCAACUCGAUUAAUGAGAGAACAUAUGAUAUUGAAAGGUUCGUUCCUUUUUGGUAAAAAAGCCAAGGAAGCUAUGAGGCCCAAGCAGAAUACGGUACAAGACGAAAAUGACGAAAUAUGGUUCAAAGGAAACAGGAAAAUGGGGUUCACCUGGUUGUAUCUGAAUAAGCUGAGGUUCGAUUUUUACAAGAAUAUAUUGGAAAAAGUAAUCUACGUUAUUCGUGGUAAUAACAAAUGGCCUGUUGCUGGAGAACAAUGUGCAGAUUAUACCUUAGGAUCAGCAGUCUAUGAAAAUAUCAAAAUAGAUCAAUUAUAUUCACAAGCAAACCAGAAAAAGAUAUUCACAAGCGUAAGCCUACCACCAACUCAUUGUGAAGGGGGAGUAUGUCGUAUGGAGAAGACUAACUGCGAACUUUAUAAUCUGUGUUUAUCAAAAUGGUUGCUAAUUCCAAUGGGUCAGUUCGUAUUUGGCUCUUCAGCAACACCAGUGUGUUCAAACUUGGCGACCAUACCUAUUUGGACCGAUACAGUGGAAAAAGUGAUGCUGAAAGUGGACCAGUAUUUGUAUUCGUUGUAUAGAGUCACCAAAGGAAAAUUGCUCAUAAUUGGUGGAAUCACCGAUGAUGUACUCGAGCUACCUAAAUCAGGGACCCGAACUCGAGGAAAAUCAAAAAUAUAUUUGGAUACGGAAAAUAGUAAAAUUCCGGUGCCGAAAAUAAUUUAUAAAAUUGUCAAAUACCAAUUCAAGCACCUAGAAUCUGAAAAAAUAACUCCUUGUUGGUACUCUGCCAUUAUUGUGAUUCAUAACGAUCCUUAUUACAAAAAAGAGACGAAACUCUGUCAAAAAGAUGUCACAAAAGAUUGGGGAUGGGAUGCAAUAACAAAAGAUUCGUGGGAAAAUGAAUUUAAUAAUGUUUAUGUUUGUCAGAACGAUUUCGCCACGUUGAAAAAAAUAUACGGACGUUUGAAAGCGUACAAACAGCAGCCAUCUUACGAUUUAAAUUUAUUAAAAUUCCCAUCGAUUAAAAAAGAUACAGAAACAGAAGAUAUCAAGAAAAAUGUAGAUGACGAGUUCAAAGAAUUAUCCGAGGGGAAAAUAAAUUCCAAUGUGAUGGAAGAUGCUCCAGAAAGUUUUCAAAACUUGAUUAAUGAUAGUGCUGCUGAUGUUGAUGAUGCUGCUGACGUUGAAAGCUCAAAAGAAUAGUCGAAUGGAUGGAUGCUUUUAACGUCGGAAUGAGAAUCUUAAUCAUAAGCAAGAAUAUAAUAAUUUAAUUGAAGUGCUCGAA
This is a messenger RNA of Planococcus citri (citrus mealybug), 1912 nucleotides long. RefSeq lists its product as uncharacterized. The transcript is spliced from 6 exons. The record is from RefSeq and is a predicted model, not a curated record. The coding region runs from base 217 to 1830 and encodes 537 amino acids. NCBI's taxonomy places the organism in Eukaryota, Metazoa, Arthropoda, Insecta, Hemiptera, Pseudococcidae.